Molecule: messenger RNA, 2383 nt
Organism: Thamnophis sirtalis
Lineage: Eukaryota; Metazoa; Chordata; Lepidosauria; Squamata; Natricidae
Source: RefSeq, a predicted model, not a curated record
UGUUGUUGUUGCUACAGUUCCAGGUGCACCUUCACGGAGGAGCCGGGGAGGUCAUCGGGGAGGCAGAGGAAGGUUUGGUAUUAGGCGGGAUGUUCCCAUGAAGUUUGAGAAGGAUUUUGACUUUGAAAGUGCAAAUGCACAGUUUAAUAAAGAUGAAAUAGAUCGUGAAUUUCAUAAUAAGCUAAAACUAAAAGAGGAUAAGCCUGAAAAACCUGUGAAUGGGGAAGAUAAAGGCGAUUCAGGUGUUGACACCCAAAACAGUGAAGGAAAUGCAGAUGAUGAGGACCCACUUGGCCCCAAUUGCUACUAUGACAAAACCAAGUCUUUCUUUGAUAACAUUUCCUGUGAUGACAACAGCAACAUUUCUUUCAGAAACCGAAGACCAAACUGGGCAGAGGAAAGAAGACUGAAUGCAGAGACAUUUGGCCUUCCACUGCGUCCAAACCGUGGUCGGGGGGGAUUCAGAGGCAGAGGGGGAAGUGGAGGAGCUGGUGGCUUCCGGGCAGGUAGAGGACGUGGAAACGCAAGAGGACCUUUCAAUGCUCCUCGGGGUUUUCGUGGUGGAUUUAGAGGUGGCCGUGGUGGCAGGGAGUUCGCGGAUUUUGAAUAUAGGAAAGACAACAAAGUUGCAGCAUAAUCUACAAAGAAUUUGAAAGCAGGUGGACUUGCUGAUCUUCAUGGUACCAAGAACGUGUUGGUUUUCGCAAAGAAUUAUGUUCAUUUGCUGUUAAAACUUCACCAGCACUAGCGUUCAUUUUUAAUUUCAAAGGAGCAGUAACUUUUUUGAAAAUAUGGCCAUCUUCAAAAACAAGAAUAUUAAAUAUAUUUGAGAUAGAAAACUUAAAUAAUUUCUUACAAAUAGUUAAAAGUAUAAAGCAGUACUUCAGUGGAGUUUUAGUAUUUUUUUUCAUUACAGAAAGGGUUUUUCUGAAUUAAAAUUGUAUUUUAUAAUUGCUGCAGGCUAUAAAGACAAUUGUAUGCAGAAGGCCGUCAGUACUGUGAGUGUGUUGAUCCAGUGAAGGUUGCAUUUGAAAUCCUAUAAUCUCUUCAGAUAGUUGUAAUUUUUGUCAAAUAGGAUGCUGGGCAGUAAAAAAAUUGGUUUGUCAGUAAAGAAAGUAUAAACAUGGAAAAUGCUGUUUCUUAGGCAAAGGAAGCUUUUUAUAGUUGUAUAAUUCCAUGAUUAUCCCAUUGCCAAAGAAACACUAGGGAUUUUGUAUAGCUGUAUAAAAAGCAACUAAUUUUUUAAGAAUAAACAUUUUUAAGUCUACAAAACUGCCGUGUUGAAAUGCUACACACGUUUGGAGGGUUUCUUUCUAGCUUUUCAGCUUUAAAUUUGUUUGUUUUUAUAUUUUGACUACCAAUAAAUAUUUGAAAUGUUCUUCCAUUAUUCAGAAGGAUUAAAAUAUUUCUCUUGCAAGAAAUCCAUUUUCUAGUUUUUGGUCUUGCUGUUGGAUUGGACCACACUAAGGGACUAUUUAGAUAAAGAUAAACCUUUAACACUUUAUGCAGUUUGCAGGUCAUGUUAUGAUAGUAAGUGAAAAAAGAGCCAGUUACUGACUUCUUGUUCCCGUUGAUGUGCCUGGAAUAAAAAUGAAAUGUGCCGAUUCUUAAAAUGUUGUUUUGUAUUGUUGGCAUACUCAAUUAAGAAGUUUUGAUGGACUGCAACUUGGAGACAUUGUUCAUUUUUACCCCAGUAUCACUAGAGUGAUUUUGCUUGGAGUAACUGAGGUUAAUUCUGAAUAACUAGUUAUGACUUCUUUUGCUAUUAAGUUAUAAUUAGAUACAGAUCUUUAAUAAUUUGUAUUUUUAUGUAUAUCUGAAAGCCGCAAGAAUAAAGGGAUCCAAAGAUUAAAAUAUUUUAUCUAAUUUGCUGAAUUUUUGUUCAUUUUCCUUCAUGUUCAGUAGUGAUAAAAUGUGGAUAAAUGCACUGUUAGCAAAUGGGAAUAUUCAAGUGAUAGAAUCAUAAUUUUAUAUUUUUUGUAUAGCACUAUAAGGAAGUAUUUUGUAAUUCAUUUCCAUAUGAGGUCAAGUAGAAUUAGAUACGAUUGUUUAGUAAUAUUCUGCAUGUUAAACGCCUUUUUGGAAUCCACAAAUCAUGAUACUGCACAGUUUGGAGGAGGCUUUUUAGACAAGGCAAGUGCUGUAUUGUUGCAAUAACUAUGUAUACUGUAUAAGGUGUCCCAAACUUAUUUAAACCAGAUAAAUUGUAAAUACCAAUGAGACAUUAUGAAGGUAUGAUUUGGGUUCGAUUUACCCAUCAGUUAUUUGAGUUUACUAAUUGGGGUGUACUGUACCCCAAUGAACAGCAGCAUGAUGUCCCUUCAGUGUAUCUUGCUACGGAAAAGUGGGCCUUAUUUUAAGCCAGAAUAAAACCAUUCAAUAA